Manis pentadactyla (Chinese pangolin) is the source of this 5631-nucleotide messenger RNA. RefSeq names its product glucoside xylosyltransferase 2 (gene GXYLT2). The coding region runs from base 121 to 1440 and encodes 439 amino acids. The record is from RefSeq and is a predicted model, not a curated record. The transcript has 7 exons. Gene Ontology annotation, biological process: protein O-linked glycosylation via N-acetylgalactosamine. NCBI's taxonomy places the organism in Eukaryota, Metazoa, Chordata, Mammalia, Pholidota, Manidae. Gene Ontology annotation, molecular function: UDP-xylosyltransferase activity.
CCGGCCGCCCGGACCCCAGUCCCCGGCGGGCGGGCGGGGUAGCCGCCGCGCGCCGCUGCGCUCGCCCCGCCGCCGCCGCCGCCCGGCGCGCCGCGAUGCGCAGAGGGGCCGCGCGGCACCAUGAAGCUCCGCAGCAAGGCGGCGGCGCUGCUCCUCCUGGCGCUGGCCGCGCUGCUGCUCGCGCUGCUGUCCCUGCGCGCCGGCCGCGCCGAGCCACCCGCGCCGGCCGCGCGCCCCGCGCCCGCCCCGCAGCGCCCCCCCGCGCGCCCCCCGGGCCCGGGCGUUCUCCCGGGGGCCGGCCCGGGCGUUCGGGGGCGCCGGCCCCUGCGUCCGCGCCCGCGAGCCGGUCGCCGGGGCGCCCCGAGCCGGGAGAAGUUGGCGAGGAGGCCUGGAGAACCCAGGAGUUUCCAAGCAGUGCUUCCUCCUGAAUUCUGGAUCCACCUGGCCGUGGUGGCCUGUGGCAAUCGGCUGGAGGAGACGCUAGUCAUGCUCAAAUCAGCUGUGCUGUUCAGCCAUAGGAAGAUCCAAUUUCAUAUCUUCACGGAAGACUCUCUGAAGCCAGAGUUUGAUAAGCAGUUACGACAGUGGCCUGACUCAUAUACAAAGAAGUUUGAGCACAGAAUCUAUCCCAUCACAUUUUCAGCUGGAAACCCUCAGGAAUGGAAGAAAUUAUUCAAACCCUGCGCUGCCCAGAGACUCUUUCUUCCGGUCAUUUUAAAGGAUGUGGACUCACUUCUCUACGUGGACACUGACGUUCUCUUUCUGAGACCUGUCGAUGACAUCUGGAAGCUUCUGAGGCAAUUUAAUUCCACCCAGCUUGCAGCCAUGGCCCCUGAGCAUGAAAUCCCCAAGAUUGGCUGGUAUAGCCGCUUUGCCAGGCACCCUUUCUACGGCUCUGCAGGAGUUAAUUCGGGAGUCAUGUUAAUGAAUUUAACUCGUAUAAGAAGUGCCCAGUUCAAGAACAGCAUGAUUCCAACCGGCUUGGCUUGGGAGAACAUGUUGUACCCUCUGUACCAGAAGUACAAGGAUGCCAUCACCUGGGGAGACCAGGAUUUAUUAAAUAUCAUUUUUUAUUUCAAUCCAGAGCGUCUGUACGUGUUCCCCUGCCAGUGGAACUACCGUCCCGACCACUGCAUGUACGGAAGCAACUGCAGAGAAGCUGAGCGUGAAGGUGUGUCUGUUCUGCACGGGAACCGAGGCGUCUACCAUGACAAUAAGCAGCCGGUUUUCAAAGCACUCUAUGAAGCAAUACGUGACUUUCCCUUUCAAGACAAUCUCUUUCAGUCCAUGUAUUACCCACUUCAGCUGAAGUUUUUGGAGACUGUGCACACUUUAUGUGGACGGAUCCCACAAGUGUUUCUGAAGCAAAUUGAGAAAACAAUGAAAAGGGCUUAUGAGAAACAUGUCAUCAUCCAUGUCGGCCCCAACCAGAUGCACUAAAUGUUUCAUAUUGCUGCAAGUCAUUCAGGCAUCUCACAAACAAGGAAGUACUCAUCUUUAAGCAGCCUGGAUCUCUUUUGUGUGAAUAUUUAAUGGUGCUCUAUGACAAUUGAGUUUGAAAACCCAGUUAAAUGUUGCUAAAUUAGUUGCCUCUGAAAGAAACAUGCUUUAAUAUUUUUCUAAAAUGCUAUUUAUCUCUCUCUAGGUUACAUUAUUAUUCAUUUAACAUUGUUCAAGCAGGUUGAGCUAGCUGUGAAAAGGAACUUUUGUGAGCCUUCCAAUUCUUGUUAAGUGUCUGAGACAAUGUUGGUGGCAUCUGGCAUGGUAUUUUUUUAAUCUAGUAUUUCUGAGACUCUAUGCAAUUGAUUCCCCCAUACCCAUGUUAUAAAAGUAAUAUAUGCUUGUAAAACAAAUUUUAAAGACUUCUGGAGAAUAUAGGUCAGUGGACCAAAAUCAAGGUUAGAUUAGCCAUAAUAAUCCUACCAACCAGUGAAAAAGAUUUUUAUUUUAAUAUAGCUCCUUCCAGCCCUUUCCCCCCACAUCUGUAUUUAUUUUGCUGAUUGCCUUUUCCAUUGUAAACACAUAUCUAAAAUGGGUAGUUUGUAUAAAAGCUGGCCCUUACGCUGAGAUUUUUAUGUAGGAAACUAAAAAGUUAGUACUUCAUUUGAAAUAUGUCUCAUUCAGAUUUCAGCAAUUGGGCAGUGUUAAAGGAUGAAGUACAUCUGGGUGUGUUUUUAAGAAAAAUAAUUUAGAUUUGUGGAAGACUAAAUCAUAAGAAAUGUCAGUUUAACCAUAGCUUCUGAAAGGAAAGUCAGUAAUUGUGUUAAACUAAGGGGUCUGUUUAGCAAAGAGAUGUGAUUUUCUGUUUAACCACAGGCAAAACCGUUUUAUCUCUUACCUGAGUAGCUAUGCCAUCUCCUUUAAACUCUUGGGCAAUAGGUGGAAAUUAAUCCACCUGCUUUUGGCCAACUUCGAAAUUAGUGUGUACAAAAUAGAUAGUUCAGCUCAUUUCAUUGGCAAGAAUAUUAAGCUUCUUACCAGCCAUAGAAAGGUCUCUAAUUUUUUUUUUUCUUCUCUAAGGUUACCCAGAGGUUAGCCAAGGAACCAGGCAGGUCUUAUCACCUGGCUACAGUAGAGGAAGUUCUAUAUUCUUGUCCCCCAAGGGAUCUGACUUAAUCUCUAGUUGCUUAUGUAGCUGGUAUCAGCAUAAGGGCAUUUUGCAUAAUGCUUUAUUUAUCUCAAAAAACUUGUUCAUAAAUGAUCUCCUUGAUGUUUGCAACUGCAUAGUGAACUUAGUAGGGGCCUGCUAUCAUCUCCAUUGGGCAAAUAAGGAAACUGGAGCACCAAGAAUCAAACAUACCCCAUAGAAUUGCUGUUCUAUAAGACAUACAGGUAUGUAUAAGGUGUGCAGUGUUUCACAGAGAAAUUUUGGAAACAAAACUAUUAAAUACUUUUCAUCAUAUAUGGACAGCAAUAUGAAAGGAUAAAAUGAAAAAUAUCAUUUUGUUAAUGCAAAUACAGUAUCCUGCAUAUUGGAAUCCAGUAGAAUAUCAUAGAUUAUUUAUCAGCAGAAAAAGUCUUACCCUGAAAAAACAUGGGAAAACCUCAGUGCUAAAAAUAAAUAUGCAGAUAUCAAUAUUGGUAUGUAGCACCAUUAUGGUAGUAACAAAUUUAAAUCUAAAAUAUUAGACUUUCUUUUUGAUAAGUUGAGUGGCCUAUGGUUUGUUAUUUUUGUUAAGGAAGUUGUCAUUAUGAUGUGAAAGUCUUUGCUAUUUUAUAUUUCUUCAUUUCACCACUAAAGGUGACAUCAUUAUUUUAUAUCUAAAGACUGUCAGACAAUUGUUGGAUUGUCUUUUGGGAAGGGGAAAAUGCAUCCUAUACACCUACAAAUAGGGUUUUGGUGAAAGGUGAAGGAUGUGAAUAUGAUUCCCUGAUUUCUAUUCCAGUUUCCUUUCUGCUUGUUCAGCAUGGCCAGUAAACCCCACAAUGCCCUCAGAUUUGUUAGUGGUUCACAGACCUACGGAAGUGUCCCAUUCCUGCGCCCCUGCAAACUCCCCCCAAAAAAUAUGCUGUAAACACCUUGAAUACAACAGCUCCUUUUCUUUUGUGACACCAGGUUUACCCACAACUCUCAACUAUUGGUUCUGAUCCGAAUAUGCACAAAAGGAUUCCCAGCAAAGGUCAGUGAUAGAACUCUAGAACAUUCUAAAAUGAAGCAUUACAAAAAUGUGAAGAUUAGAAUAUGGUGUGGUUUUCUGCCUGGGGAUUUCUUUACUGUAUCCUGAAACUCUAGGUGAAUGUAGUGGAGAAUUUAGAGAAAUUUGCUCUUCCAAUCCCUGCUGCCUGAUAAUGGGUAUUUUUCUAUAGUUAGGAUGUUACCAUGAGGCAGUAUUUUCUCUGCCUCUGGUAAUUUCUGGAGAACUACUAUACUAAUGCCUUGAAAUCUGGGGACCACAAAUUUUAAUUCAGUGGACUCCUACAAGGUGCAGCUGUGGUCUGAGGUUUGCCAGAAGUUGUAUUGUUCUGUAUGGCACAUUGAAUCUAUAUGGGAAGAAUACAGUUCUCUCCUUCCUCCAAUCCUGUCCUGUUCUCUCCUCUUCCUCCUUUUUUAAAAAAAUUCUGUUUAAUGCAUAUGACUACAGAGUUCCCAUGAAAAAUGAAAUAACACUUCCUUAUAUGCAAAAUGUGGCAAUAUUUUCAUAUAUAUUGAGAGGGAAGCUUUCAAUAACUGGGUCACUAGAAAUGCUGAUGCUAUUUUUCUUGCUGAGUUGUUUUUUUUUCCCCAAUAUAAAUCACAAAUUGUGACUUACCUAGAAAAUUCCAAUGUUUAAAAAAUUAACUGGCUCCAUAAUCAGCUCCCGUUUUUCUUCAACUUCCAAAAUGACAAUUUAGCAUUUAGGAUAUAACAUGCCCAAGUUUACUAUUUAUUUAAAAUUUCUGUUACAUAUUCAGUGCUUCCAUUGCAAACUGUUGUGACCUUUACUGAAGUUGCUAUUGAAACGGAUAUUUAUAAGGACUCAUGAAAGUUUGAGAGUAUUUAUCUUAUUGCAAUUGUGGUGUUCAUAAGGCAAGCAAACUGCACAAAACUUUAUUCACAGUCGCAAAAUUGUGAUCCAAAAAUGAAAUAAUCACUCCAACCCACCCUGAAGACAGGACAGCAUUUGCAAAUCUAGGAUUAUGUGUACAUAUUGCCUGACAUUUAUACAAAAAGAGAUAAAUUGCCUGUGUUGGAUAAACCGGCAUGAACAUGAUUUCAUAACUGAAUUCAGAAAUAUGUUUAAUAUCAUGUGCGUACAAAUCUUUAUAGCCUCAUUGAUAGUAUGGUAAGCAAUCCUCCUUACGUUUUUCUGUGUCUUGACUACUUUUUCUUCAUGCUCCUUUCCAUUGUUGCCUCUCCCUUCCUGUCUUUGAUGUAAGCUUCUGAAUGGUACCAAGAGGUUGGGCAUGGGUGGCAGAGUGACAGAACGUGGGGAUCUCUGUGCAGGUAGAAAUAAGUUCUAAUCCUUAGGUUGAAUCUUUAGGAUAAGAAUUUUCCAAACAUUAAAAAAAAAUCACACAACGGACAGACACAUACACACACACACACACACAUGCACAUAUUUACACAUCCCAUAUACCUUUUAAAGAGCGAGCCAGCACUUACUGUGUUCUGUGAACUGAAGAAUUAUAGCUAGUGACAUCCUAGGUCACAUUAUUUUGCAAUCGCAGUGCUCGUAUUUAAACCUGAUGAGAUAGAUCUCCCUGGUAAACAAAUUUAUCCUAGUUUUUGUCUGUCCCAGGUCAAAAGUGGAAGUAUUCUCUUGAGUCUUCAAGAUAAAGCCCUUGUGUUUGUCUCACCAUGUGCAUGAGCAUGUAAGAAUCAGGUGCAAUUUCUGCUUCCUCAGUUUUACAUGUUUGUGUGGUCACUGAGAAGUGUACCCAUUGUUUAUUGCUCCCAGGGAGACCCAAAGGUAUUUUUCAUGUCAGAAAAGUUAUUUUUUAGUCAUUUUUCUUUGGGAAGAAAUGAGCAUAAAAAAGAAUUCCCCAAAGAAAAGAAAUUACUACAGCAAAUUAAAAGGGAUAUAAGUAUUAUGAUUUAAUUAUUAUCGUGUUUUUUAAAAUGCCAUCUCUUGUACUUUUUUUUACAUUAAAAGCUUUAAAAAAAGAUGUGUCUUUUGGUGUUAUUUUGGGAAUGUGUUUUUUAUAAGAUUU